This is a messenger RNA of Thlaspi arvense, 315 nucleotides long. The record is from the annotation of a GenBank genome assembly. NCBI's taxonomy places the organism in Eukaryota, Viridiplantae, Streptophyta, Magnoliopsida, Brassicales, Brassicaceae.
AUGAUUGGAGUGAAGAAGCCACACAGAUUCCGUCCCGGAACGGUGGCGCUAAGAGAGAUCAGGAAGUACCAGAAGAGCACUGAGCUUCUAAUCCGCAAGCUCCCGUUCCAGCGCUUGGUUCGCGAGAUCGCUCAGGAUUUCAAGACAGAUCUGCGUUUCCAGAGCAGCGCCGUCGCAGCUCUCCAGGAAGCGGCUGAAGCUUACCUCGUCGGUCUGUUUGAAGACACCAACCUUUGCGCGAUUCACGCCAAGAGGGUAACCAUCAUGCCCAAGGACAUCCAGCUUGCGAGGAGGAUCAGAGGCGAGAGAGCUUGA